GUGAGCGAUGCCGGAAGUGUGUCCCAUGCCGCGCUCCGUACUUUGGUGUGCACCGGCUUUUGGUCUUCCCCAGUGUGAGUGUGUGUGAUAUCCGUGUUGUGGUAGCGGUGUACAGCUGUGAGGAGACCGAGAACCGACAUGUCUGCCGAUAAGGGGGAGCUGGAUCUGAGCGGAGCCAAGCAGAACACAGGCGUGUGGUUGGUGAAGCUUCCAAAAUACCUGGCACAGCAGUGGGCGAAGGCAACAGGAAAAGGUGAAGUGGGAAAGCUUAGGAUUGCCAAAAACCAAGGAAAGACUGAGGUGUCUUUUACGCUGAAUGAAGAGCUUGCCAGCAUUCAGGAUAUAGGAGGCAAGCCAGCCCCAUCCUUUGUUACUGCACCAAGGGAACAUCCUUUUCAGUUACAGGGCGUAGGAGGGCAAACACUAACGGUAUUUACUGAGAGCUUAACAGGUCAAUCUGAGGAAAAAUCUGAAACUAGGACAACUGACAAACUUGCUAUUGAAGGCAUAGUUGUACAGCGUGCUGAAUGCAGGGCAGCAGCCAGUGAACACUACAUGCAGAUGAAGAGACGGCAAAUUGAAGAAUCUUCAAAACCUAAGAGACAAUCGCAGCAAAUUGAGAGAGCUAUAACAACUAAUUACAAACCAGUGUCCAAUCAUCAGAAUAAUAUUGAGUACGAGAGAAAGAAAAAAGAUGACGGCAAACGUGCCCGUGCGGACAAGCAGCAGGUUCUGGACAUGCUGUUUUCUGCUUUUGAAAAGCAUCAAUAUUACAACCUUAAAGAUCUUGUGGAUAUUACAAAACAGCCUGUGCUGUACCUGAAAGAAAUAUUGAGGGACAUCGGUGUUUACAAUGUUAAAGGGACUCACAAGAACACAUGGGAGCUGAGACCCGAAUACAGGCAUUACCAAGGGGAGGAGAAGAAUGAAUAGAGGACAGAGGAACACAGGUCACAUCGUGGAUUUGCAUCUUGAAUAGCACACAGCUAAAGGAUGCAAGGAAGACUAUUUGUUGAUUUUGUUUUUUGGAAACCAAGUUCCACACAGUUUGUUAUAAAGUAAUGCAAUGGACGUAUUUUUAUAUUGGGGCAGGACAUUUUCCCCAGCAAUAAAAGUUGUUUUAUUCAUUCGA
Molecule: messenger RNA, 1132 nt
Organism: Rana temporaria (common frog)
Lineage: Eukaryota; Metazoa; Chordata; Amphibia; Anura; Ranidae
Gene: GTF2F2
Product: general transcription factor IIF subunit 2
Exons: 9
Coding region: 139-933 (264 amino acids)
Biological process (GO): transcription by RNA polymerase II; transcription initiation at RNA polymerase II promoter
Cellular component (GO): transcription factor TFIIF complex
Source: RefSeq, a predicted model, not a curated record